Messenger RNA from Xyrichtys novacula (pearly razorfish), 8858 nucleotides. NCBI's taxonomy places the organism in Eukaryota, Metazoa, Chordata, Actinopteri, Labriformes, Labridae. The record is from the annotation of a GenBank genome assembly.
ACACGCACCGCUCCCUAAAGUAGAGAUAGUUACGCACAAGGGGAGGUCGUCCGAUAUGUCAUCCUUGGGGAAGUCCGGUGUUUUUAGCGGACAUAAAAGGAACCCGGAGAAGGGCCGAACCACAGUUGAUCUGCAGCUUGACUGUGCACGGGGGACUUAACGCCGCAUCACAAUGAUUGGACUUUACCUGUGGAUCCUCAUCUGUGAGUUAUGGGAUUAAUCGAUUUACGAUGGUAGGGGUUCUUUGCGCAUCCGUUUUUUUCAGGACAGGUGCGUCGGAGGGCACGGUAUCAAAUGCAAAACUGCUUACAGGUUUGCGGAUGUUUUCCUUUCAAUCAUUUGAUGGGAUUGAUUGUUGAAAAUUGUUUACCUACAAGCGGAACCAUGUUGCAUGGCAAUAUCUUUACCAUAAUUAUUUUUAAUGUUAAACACUGUUUUGAGCUUACUACAUAAAGUUGCUCUUACAGACUUAUAAACUUCUGUUUGUAUUAGAACAAACAGCGUGCGCGCGUGAGUGCAGUCUCCCACGGUACGGUCUGACAGGUUUACGCAGGUUUAGUUCUGACCUGCAAAAUAACGCAGUGGUCAAACUGUGGUAGCUGGCCUCACGUGAUCACACAGCUACGCUAAACUAUGCAGAUAAUCCUUACUCAGUCCUCACUUCACCCAGCCGUCUCCAGGGGCGUUUUGCAGGUUUGAUUGGGAUGAUCGAUUUGCUUAUCUUGUGGCUAUACUUCUACACGAAGACACAAUUUCUAAUUUCUAACUACCCUUUGCACAUUUUUGGUAUAUCACCAGCUGCUUAAGCUUGCAUUAAACUCGUCACAAAAUAUGAAGGUUGGGCUACUGUAUAAAUUUUCCCCUGGAAAAACUUGAUCAAACCAUGUUUUUCUAGAUAACACCAAGCCUAUGUUUGUGACCAUACUGAAAAAAAGAAUUGCUUUCAUGCCACGACAAAGUAGGAGAAAUUUGAGAAUUAUAUUCACAAUUUUCGGUUUCCACCGAAAAUUACUCUGAUACUCUGUCAGAUACUCUGACAUGGUAGUUAAUUACCAGUAUGCAGAGCAAGCUAUCCUAUUCUCUGUAUCAUUCAUAAAAUAUUCAGUUUAACCUAAUAAAAUACUUCGUGCAAUUAGUUUAGAAGAAAUCUGCCUUCCAAUGUUUAGAAUAAAAGCUGAGAUGAAAGUUUUCUGUCUCCUGUUCUCUCCAGUUGGAUUUUCAAAGAUUUGCAGUGGAUAUGAAGUUAUCUGCACGGUGUCCAAGGAUUCUCCAGGGGUACUUUACAGUGUUGCAGAAUUUAAGGCAUCCGACUGUUGGUACAGCUGGGCUGACAGCAAUGUAAGUCAAACAAACUAAGUUCAGUAAUUUUACAUUUUUAAUUCUGGGAAAGACUACAGCUCUUAUAGGUGUUUGAAGCUGCACCUGUGUUUGACAUCAGAAUCAGAAUCAGAAUGCCUUUUAUUGUCAUUAUACGCAGUACAAUGAGAUUAAAGCCACCCAUAUCAGUGCAAAACAUUGGAAAAAAGAUAUAUAGAAAAUAUAGAAAAUAUGAACCGAGGUUAAUAUGAAGUAUAUACAGUGUAAACAUAUGGACCUGAGAUUCUUUUUACAGGAUAAAAUGGUACAGAUAUGCAUAAAUGUAAUAUGUAACAGUAUAAGGUAUAAAGUGCACAGUCCUGAGAUCCUAUUAACAGAAUAACUAUGGUAAAUAUACAGAAAUAGCAUAAAUGUAAUGUGCAGAUGAAUGUAUAUUGUCCAACAGUGAUUUGGAAUAUUGCACAUGUUUUAGGUAUAUAGGAAUAGAAAUAUGACACCAGAGUAAUAUGAAGUAUAUACAAUGUAAACAUAUGGACCUGAGAUAAUUUAACAGAAUAAAUAUUGUACUACGGAUAUGCAUAAAUGUAGUAAGCAACAGUAUAAAAUAUAAAGUGCACAGUCCUGAGAUUCCUGUUUACAGAAUAAAUACGGUAAAUAUACAGAAAUAACAUAAAUGUAAUGUGCAGAAAAAUGUAUAUUGUCCAUCAGUGUUUGGAAUAUUGCACAUGUUUUAGGUAUUGCACAAAGGGAAGUCAGUGCAUGUUGGAGUUCAGCGUGGUUACGGCUUUUGGAAAGAAGCUGUUUUUGAGUCUGUUUGUCCUGGCCUUGAGUCAAGAAAUGUCAAGGCAGUGAUUGUUUUGAAGAUAAUUGGACUCUGAAGGUCUGAAUCUGUCAGUCUUAACCAGUUUGUUGAGAUUGCCCAACUUCAUUAAUUCUGUCCUGAUUUAAAAUUUCAUUAACAAUGUAAGUGCUACAUUGAGAUGUUCAUGUCCAUAUUAUUUCUUAACAACUGGGUGUGAUUUGCAAUGUAGCCUCCAGCUCUCAAAACUCCAGCUAUCCAAUUUUUUUUAGUGGGUGUGGUAAUUCAGAAUUGUUUACUAAUACCAGACUUUACUCAGAUUACUCUUGUUGCUGUCGCUACCCAUCCUCUUAUUUCUGAUGACAGAAGAAGAUAAUGGUUUCUUUUGGUUUUGUUUUAAGAGCGGGUCGUUGGAUCACAAAUUAGAGCAGUGCACAGUUUGGUGUCACUAUCAACAUCUCCCUGUAUUUAAGAUACUAUUUAUUCUUUUGAAUUUUUGAUUUAAGUGGGAAACUGUUUGUUUUGGUCGUGAACUAAAGAGGAAUCAAAGUUCACAGUUUGUGUGACUAUUCAACCCGAAAAAGAAAAAUCAUAAUUUUACAAGUUCAUCAAAUUCACACAUUCAUUGAUUAAAAAUAAAAAUAGGCUGAGGCUUACAGCUUAUUUCUUCAAAUCCUAUACAAACAGAUAUAUCCCAUAUUGGAUAUUUUUCAAGUUAAAUUAAUUCAGGGAAAACUUGGAUGUAUUGCAUGCAGGCAGACAAUCAUUCAGGUACUGAUGAUUUUAUUGCCUUUCAUUUGUCAAAUUCAGCACACAGUGUUGGCCAAUCACCGUGGGAAGAUUGAGGAGCUGGUAGAGAGGAAGAGCAACCGGACACUUCUCCUCAAGAAGUGCAAGGUUCUCAUCUACUACUCAAGAAACUGCCUCUCUGAGGUAUGUAACUUUAAAUGCACUCUGGGCAACAUCACAUGAAAUAUUCUUAACAAAGAUAUAAAUUAAAGCUAUGGAUUCUUCGAUUGAUCUGAGACAAACUGUUCCUGACUAAAUGUUUAAUUUUUUGCCUGCUUGUUGUCCUUGUACAGGGAGGACCACGCAGAGGGAAGUGCACCAGUGAGUGUUAUGACCUGUUAGACUUUGCUGAAUAUGCAAGUGCCAUUUUACAUUGAAGUCUUUUCAAGUGACACUGUUCAAGAUGUCUCCAAUGAUUUGGCCUCUGAACUUUCUCCAAUUGCAGCUUCUUGCACCAUAGAAGAAGCUGGGAUAAAAAGAGGUAGGGACUGCAUGAAAUCUGAAUAACCACUCUGUACUCUUAACUCUUUUUUUGGUGGCACCAAAGCCCAAGAAGUACUUAUUUAGAAAUUUUCUCAUGUGACUAAACUUCUUGCUUAUUGUCAAAAAUGAAAAAUUUUCAUUUGUGAAUACCAGAAAGCCUUGAGUCACUAGGGAGUAUUCCUUCUAUCUUUUUUAAAUCACAAUUUGUUUAUUGACUUUUUUCAUUUUUAUGAACAUGCAUUCACAGACAUAUCAAUACAGCACACAAAGAACAGGAACCCUUUAACCCCUCUCCCCUCCCUCAAUAAGAUUUAUGGUAGAAAUGUACACACAAGUAUGAGUAUGCAGAUACACAUUUCACGUACCUCAAGUCUAUAAUCUGGUCCUCGUCUUCAUUUCCGCAUUACACAAUACCAACGCUUCAGACAUGGAACUAGUUGCAAGCCAUUGAGAGAUUAUGAAGUCAGUGAUAACUAUCCUUGUCCAGGACCAGGCACUUGCCCGUUGAGGUUAUUCAUAAAGGAUAAGAAAGAGGACCACAUCCUGUUGAAGUCCUCAAUUUUUCCUUUUGCCAUGUAACUCAGUUUUCCCAGUUUUCCAGGUUAGAUGCCAUUUCUGUAAUCCAUCGACCAGCGGUGGGUCCCUGGGUCUCCUUCCAUGCUAAAGCAACCACUUGUUUGGCUUGUAAUAGACAGAAAUUAAUUAGUUUGCCUUCCUUCACAGUCGCUGCAAAAUCCUCAGGGUAUAUGUGUAACAAACAUAAUUUAGCCUUAGCUAUAAAUAUUUUUUUCUGUCAGAUAGGAGAUCAAAUCUAGAACCUCUUUCCAAAAUAACUUCAAUUUAUGACAGCUCCGCAUACAAUGAACAGUGUACCAACUUCUUCCAUACAUUUGAUACAACAGUCAGGAAUAUUAGGAUUGAAGUGGUGUAGUUUAACAGGCAUGAUGUAGGUCCUAAGCAACCAUUUAUACUGUAGGAGUUUGCAUCUCGUUUUUAUAGUUUGAGUUUGGGUUAGAAGACACGCCUUCUCCCAGUCUUCUACACUUAUGGUCGACUCAAGAUCCUUCCCCCAUGCCGAUAGAUGAGAGAGAGAGUUUAGUACACCGUAAAAGAUGAAUAUUUGACCCCUGCCCUGUAAGUGGUUCACCAUAAGAUGUUCAAUGAUAGAUAAUGACUUUUCCAAAAUAGCUAAACCUUCUAUCUGUGGUGGUUUUGCUGUUGACAUUACACACCCCUCUGCAUAGUUGUUGUUUUUUUUAAGGAGAAGAGACAUGACAACAUUUCUCACAAAAAUAGUCCCACACUAAAUCAUCUGCCAGUUGAAUAUCGUUACACGGAUACGGGGAAUUACCUUUUUGAAAGUCAGAGCUCCACCCUUGAGAACAGGGAUGGAAGGAUGAUUCUUCUCAUGCAUACUGCCAUCAAGACUACACCAAAAGUUGUGGGAAUCAGACUUGUGACGUUACCAGGCUACCUGCACAAACAAUCAAAUUGUCAACAAACUGCAACAUGACAUACUGUUGGCAGAAGGCCACCAAACCGGUCUCUCUUAUCUUACUUAUGCCCUGAACUACUUUUGUGUUCAAUAAACUUAGAUUGUGAUCAGACUGAACAUCAGGCUCAUUUAAGGUGUGGUCCAAAACAGACUCAAGUAGAUUUUUAGCACACCCCAGGGUGUGUGAAUAUAGGUGAAGACAAGUUUGCAUGACCGGGUAGGUCUUGGGAAAAACUUCUGCUUCACUCAAAUACAUAGACUUGCAUUGAGAAGUAAACACCUGGGGGGAAAAGACAGACAAAAACUUGUCUGAGUUUGUAGGAAUUCUAAUAAUAGUCAGAGGCUGAGCUCUACUUAGGCAGAUAAACACAAGGUUCUCAUGCAUAGUUUUCCCUUUCACCUUUAAGGAAAUUUAUAUCUUGAUGAGAAACUAUUCAGUAUUAACACACAGCAGAGACCAAGCAUCUGAAAUAUGGAUGCAAAUGCAACUCAGAAAAACAAAAGCUUUAUUAAUCCCAGGUAACAACCCUGGGAAAAAAAGUUAAAAAUAAUGUGAGAAGAAAAUAAAAAUAAAAAUCUGGGCCUUUCACAAACUCAACAAGGCAAGUCCAUUUAUGAAGCAUCGCCUGCAUGCAGAACAGUUUAUGGUGCUUUACAGGUUCAAAGACAAAACAUCAAUUUGGAAGCAUUACAGGAGAUAUUGCAUUAAGCAGAAAUAACAAAUUAGUGCAUAAAGAUAAAGAAAGGAAUACUAUGAAAUGAACAGUAAAAUCCCCAAUAUGGGGUAUUAUCGAUAAGUAAUCUGCUUUGAUUUCCAUGCAAUAUCAUCCUUUACACAAAUGUACUGACCUUUCAAACAAUUAAGAUCUGUGAGAUACUUGGAAAGUCCCAAAUUGCCCAUGCUCUGUGAAAUAUUUUUAAUGUUUAAGGGGAGGGGGCACAGAAAGUUAUGGCUUUUUCAUCUAUAACCUUUUUCAACUUAAAAGCCUGACUCAGAUCUCAAGCUCAUCUUUCUGGUCGAUGACACAGCACCAAACAAAACAGGAACAUUUAAAGUUCUUCCUCACCUGACUGUAGCUGAUGGUGACCAUGGCAUAACAUGCUAAUUAGUAGUAAGUAAGAAAUAUAGAGUCACUAAAGAAAGCAAAAGAAAAAUGCUGUAUCUGAAAUGGGUGUGUGCCUUUUGUACUGAAAUGAUAGAAAUUUACAAUAAAAAGUUGGUGGAGUGGGGGUCGAAUGAGGGGAAACAACUCCAAAAUACUGAUAUUCGCUGACUUAUGUUAGUCAAAUAGCAAGAAGUUUUUCAGGAUAAAAAUGACUCACAUCUCCAGCUCAUCUUUCUGGCAGAUGACAAAGCACCAAACAAAAAACAGGAACAUUCUUCCUUAUCUGAUCAUAACCGAUGGUCCUCAUGGCAUGCUUAUUAGUGAUUAGUCAGGAACACAGAGUCACAACAGAAAGCAAAAGAAACAUGCUGUACCUGAAAUGGGUGUGUACUUCUUGUACUGAAAAGGUAAAAUUGUUCAAUAAUAGUGUUGUAUGGAGAUAUAUUUUGUUGCCUAAAGCUCCCAAUUUAACUCUUGGCAUAAACAGGUUUUAACAGUAUAAAUGGCACACUGUUAAAAACCUCCUUUUAGUAGCCUUUGGCAAUGCAUCUUAGACUUUUAAAGGCAACUUUUGUAAUAUUAGAGCUACUGAAGGUGCUAUUGAUAAUAAAACGUUUUUCUUUUUACAGCCAGUCAUCAAUUCCAGCCAAACUGGACUGCGAUUUCUUUGGCCAUUUCUUUUGCAUUGUUGGUGCUGGUUGGACUUGCCCUGUGCUUCGUUUUCCGAGAUCGUCUUUGCCGGUAUUUUUUCUUAAUGGCAUUUACAAAAUAACACUUACUCCACCCAUCUUGAACAUGCUUUGAUUCACUUCUUUUUUUAUGAUAUAGCGGCCCAAGUUGCUUCUACUCUCCAGUGAAAAGGCAGGACACUCGAGAGAGGAGGGCAAGCAUGGAUUUAGGAAUACCUUUCUAAGGUGGGGAGGGUUCCUUCAAAUCAAAUUCCACAUUCAGUGUAACUGUAACAGAAAACCCUACUGUUUUAUCCCACCUGCACUGGCUACAUCCUGUUCUUGUUUUGUUUUGUUUGAUUUUCAACUGAUCUUCAAGACUUGAUCCCUGAUCCCUUUUAUUUGUUUUUAUUUGUGUUCAGGCUCCAGACUAAAAUGACAGUGUCUGUUCUGUGAGUGCCUGCACUGAGUAGGAAAUAAGAACUGCAGCUAAGCAAAGAGAAAAGUUACAUUUUUAGAAACCCUCCCCUAAAACACACCGUUAUUAACAAACUCCGGUCUCAGUCAUAUUUUGGUACCAUUUUUUUCCAUGAUAUUUCACUCUACACCUAUUCUGUUAAUUGCUGAGUGUUACUUUACUUUCGGUUUUCUUGUAAUCUGUACUUACAUACUUUACAUGUAACUGGUCAUUUUUGUGUGUGGUUGGUUUACUGUAUUGUUACAUAAUAGUUUACCUGAAUACCUAUUAGUGCAUCUAAGAUAUAAAGAUGUAAAAUUUAGAGUACUUCAAAAGUGUUUUAUUACAAGCAGUGUGGUUUUACAUGGGGCUUUUAUAGUAUGGCAUAGUAAGUUAGGCAAACAAUGUAUCUUAACCGUUUUAUACUAUUUUACAUAUUAUAUACUGUAUAUAUUAUAUUAUUUUAAUGUGUCUGUAAUCUCCGAGAAGUUAACUUUUGGUUGUUUGUACCAUCACCGAUCAGCAAAUCUCCUUGAAAGAGCAUAGUUAAGCAAACACUUAUCAAACUAUAAAGUCCUGCUCUUUUCUUAGUUGCUUUGUUGAUUGUUUUACCCUUGCCAAACAUUUUGGGUCAUAUCUGGAGCCAGUUUUUGUCAUUUUGGAUACAGAAAUACUUGGUAGCUCAUUUUGACAACUUAGCUUCAUGGCAACAUUGGAGGAGGCUUCCUGAGGUACUAGAGCACUGGAAGCCCCAAUGAGACAGUAACUGAAGUGAAGGAGUUCAGGCAGCAAACACCAGUUUGAGAAAAGCAAAGAAGUACUGUGGUUUAAAUCAUGUAAAGCUGCUUACAAAGCCAUUCAAGGGUCAAAAUUAAGCUCAGUAGUGAGUAUAAUACCCUCUCUUCAAGUCAAACAAAAGACAAGGAUGUUAAUUUCUGUGCACAAGCUUGCCAGCUUUCUAAAUUUUGAAUUAUAAUAUGAGAGAAGAGUUGUAGAAUUUUACCCUGGUUUCUGCAGCAGCUACAUCUUUUUCCUUAUGGGUAUUUCUUCUGCCUCUUCAGGUGUAGGGAAAGGUUGUGGAUGAGAAAAAUAUGUAAAGAGGUCAGAACUAAGAGUACAAGUGGCAUGCAUCAGAAGGCCUGAGCGUGAAUAAGAACUUGGCCCUGCAUAAGUAUGUUGUAGGACACCGCUUGAGUAUCCAAACAGAAGAAAACAACAUUAGUAAAAGCCUAACCUUGGUUGAUGAAAUAACAACAGUAAGGCCUAUCCUACUCUUCAUUAUUUUCAGUACAGGGCCUUUUUUUCCAGCCAGCAGUGAGGAGUGCCCUGUAAAGGAGGCAGACAGUGUUUUUCCUGUUAGAUCCAUGGUUACAUUUACACAGUAAAUAGUGUCCUGUUAAUGUUUUUGUUUUUUGGUCCUUCUGCAAGGCCCAGAAGUGAUAAAGUAACUGACAAAAGGGUUGGCUUUAUGCAGCACAUGUUAAUAUAUACAGUAUUUAUAUACGCCACAAUGUACAGGGUGUGGGUGUUGCUUUUCAGCAUGAGGUGAGGUGAUAGGUGAAAGCAGAGCAAAUAACUAGUCAUUUCGUUUUGUUUUUUAGUCUAAAACUUAAAUCUUUCUUUUAACUUUGUACCUUAUGAAAUGUUUAUUUUUAUAAUAUAUUUUGUAUAAUUUACUUUAUAAGGACCUCUUUCUGUGAUUUUCUUUGUUGUUUAAGAUUAAACUCCACGUUUCAGAAAAAAA